AUGAAUAAUUAUAAAUUAUAAAAAGUCUUAUUCAAAAAGGUCAAUAAAGGUGUAAUAGUUGAAGAACAUCUCCUCGUUAGAUCGUUGAUAGAUAAACAAUGUUACGUCUUAAAAAGAACAGACAUUAGCAAAAUUAAUAUCGAAAGAUUGAAUGAAAUCGAAAAUCAUCUCAAAAAAUUGAUUAAUGUCAAACAUCCAAGUUUAACCAAAAUUAAGGAAUACUUCAUUGAAUCUUAAUAUCUUGUUUAAGUCUUAGAAUAUUGUGGAGAAUAAAUCUUAAAUGAAAGAUUAAACAAGUAAGUCUCGGUUAAUUUAGUAUGUCAAUAUUUGCUUUAAUUGUUAUUCGCAUUAAAUUACUUAGAAAUGCAACAGAUUAAUGUCUCAAUAGAUUUAGACACAAUCUUUUUAAAUUCCUUUGGAUCACUAAGGAUAUAAUUUGAUUUGCUUUCCAACAAAAAUUGGAGAGAAGAAGUCAAGUAUCUACAGUAAGUUCUAAAGAAAACUAAUUUGGACUGGGAAUCCCAAAAAUCACAUGAACUGACCUAAAUCCUUAAAUCACUUAUGCAGCCGAAUCCACCGAGUGUUUAGUAAAUGAUUAAUCAUCCUUAUUUACUAAAAGCCAUGUUUGAUUUUUGCAAAUAAUAAGAUCUAGAAGCCUUAGCUUAAUUGAAUUAAGAAAAAUUAAUUAAAGAACAAACCAAUAAUAAAAGAGUGGGGAGAGCAUCCACUUCUGCUAAUUAAAAUCGAUAAAAAAUAACCUAAUAAUCCCCUAAUCUAAGGAAGAAUUCAAAGGAUAGACCUUAAACCCAUUAAUAAUAAAAAAAGAAACCUGAACAAUAAUAGAUUAAAUAAUAACCAAUUAGAAAUUAAAUACCUCCAAAACCUACAAAAUAAAGGAAUAACUCUUAAGAUACUGUCACUAAUGAAUCUGUUCUAAAUCAAGAUUUACUAAUGACCAAAGGAAAGGAGGAACUACAGGAACUAUUAAAACUUUACAAAGACUAACUUAAAGAAAGUAGCAAACAAUAUAACCCUUGGUUGAAUAUGUCUGAGAUUAAGGAAAUAACUGAAUAUGAUACAACUACCAACCUAAAUCAACAGUCAUGA
This is a messenger RNA of Paramecium tetraurelia, 1107 nucleotides long. RefSeq lists its product as uncharacterized. Gene Ontology annotation, molecular function: ATP binding; protein kinase activity. The transcript has 2 exons. The record is from RefSeq and is a predicted model, not a curated record. Gene Ontology annotation, biological process: protein phosphorylation. Lineage: Eukaryota; Ciliophora; Oligohymenophorea; Peniculida; Parameciidae.